Molecule: messenger RNA, 5329 nt
Organism: Arvicanthis niloticus (Nile rat)
Lineage: Eukaryota; Metazoa; Chordata; Mammalia; Rodentia; Muridae
Gene: Psd4
Product: pleckstrin and Sec7 domain containing 4
Biological process (GO): regulation of ARF protein signal transduction
Cellular component (GO): ruffle membrane
Molecular function (GO): phospholipid binding; protein binding; guanyl-nucleotide exchange factor activity
Source: RefSeq, a predicted model, not a curated record
CCCUCGCGGCUCCGGCCGGCGCCUGGGCGCGGAGCCAAGGGGGCGCCCGGGCUGCCGGGGCCCCGGAGGGACGUGGAGAGAGGCAUGUGCGAAGGGCUCCGCUGCAGUGUCAAGAAUUCGAUCUGUCGUCCUCCUGACGGUGUCUCCACUGUGGCUGCGCUGAGCACAGGUCAAGCAAGACCAGCAGGCCAGAUGUGGAUUUCCAGUUCCCACCAUGGCUUAUACACCUACUGAUUUGUGAAAUGGGAUUGUGAAAACGGAUGGUACCAAGGGCCUCUGCUCAACUGUCUGUGGAUGAUGGGGGACCACCUCAGACCCAUGGAAGUUCUCAAUAUUUCCUUGGAAGACAACCUACAGCCCCAUCCAGAAGCAUAUCCAAGUGAACUAUGUGGCCGUCCAGGCCCUUCUGAACCUUGCCAGGAUCAUACCUGUUCGUUUGACCCCCCUGAGUCCACCAGGCCUGAUGCUCAUCAAGGUAACUCUGGUGUGGAGCCCACUCACCUGGGAAGCUGCCUGGUGCAGGGGGAGGCCAGGCAGGCCCCAGCAUCACUGAGGUCACUGGGGAACAGCAGCUCUUUGGGGAGUCCACAGCAGAACCAGAGCUCAUCCACCCAGGUAGUAUUCUGGGCUGGCAUCCUGCAGGCCCAGAUGUGUGUCCUGGACCUGGAAGAGGAGCUAGAGAAAACAGAGGGAUUUAGAGCAGGACUCAGGUGCUGCAUUCCACCGCCCUCUAAGGAUUUCCUUGGCGAUGUGGGCCUGAGCCCCAGCCAGCCCAAGGAGGAUGAAGACUCUGGGGAUGACAGCAGUGGGCCUGAGGAGGAGAACCAGGCCUGGCCAAGUGGAACAAUUCCACCAGAGUGGGGUGCUGAGGAGGACAGUAUCUUCUUUGAUAAUCCCCUCUUCCUGGAGAGCCCUUGUUCAGACACCAGCACUGAAGAAGAAUGCUUUUCCUGGGGGUACCCAAAUUCCCACCCAGACAUGAAGACCUGGCCUCAGAGCCCUCAAACCCUGGAUUCUCCUUUCCAAGAAGGCACAGGGCUCUGGAGGCAAGAAAAUGAGCUGGAUUUGGGGAGCAACACUGCUGACCAUGGUGGGUGCUCCACCCCUCCAUUCCCUGUGCCUUCCUAUAAGACGCACCCCUGCUUGGCCUUAGGAUCCACUGAAGGGGCUUCCACAGUACCUCCUGAUCAGGAGGGUGAGACUUCUUGGGAAGAUGAUAUUGGCCCUGGCUCACCUAAAUUACCCAAUGUAGACCAUAAAUUGCUCCAGGAAUCAGAUGACUUUGGAUUUGACCUUAGACCUGACACAUCACAUCCUGUUCAGCUUUGGGGCUCAGAGUCUCCCCAAAGCCUUUCUGACCUGGCUCCACCCAUACUUGAGGACCUGCAGACAGAAGAUCCUUCCAGAGCCCAGGAGUCUCUUAUCUCCCAAAACAGAGGCCUGAGAGAUGCUGGCUGUUUCCAGGAGCCCAUGCUCUGCACCUUGGCCCCCUGGGGGAGCCAAGCAUCUUUACUGGAGCCUACCUGCCCAGAAUCUGAGGGCAGAGGCUCUGGUUCCCGGCCCAGCCCUGUGUCUUCCCAGGAGAGCAGUCCACAGGUUCAGCUCCACAGUCCCAAGUGGCCAAAAGAUGCCUCACACCCUUUGCUCCUGGAGAAGGAUAAAUCAGAGUUGAGUUCUCUGAAGAAAGAGGAGACAGAGGAGGUCCCAAGCCUGAGGCAGGAAGUAGAGUGUGAAGAUACAUCCAGAAGUGAAGAGGCUUCCGCCACCCAACGCCAUGUUCACUUGCCUUCUGCAGAAGGGCUUCCUGAGAGCUCCAUGCCCCAAGCUCAAUCUCCAGAGGAAGGCUGGAGGCCAUCAUCAUUUAGAGAGAAGUUGGCUAAUAACAUCAGAAAUGACAAGGGGGCCUGGAACCUAGCCUUGCGCCUCUAUCAACUGGAUGGUUUUCGGAAGUCUGAAGUGGCUGCCCACCUAUACAAGAACAAUGACUUCAGCAAGGCUGUAGCCGAGGCCUACUUGUCCUUCUUCCAGUUCGAAGGCCAGAGCCUGGACCGAGCCCUCCGUGGGUUUCUCCAGGCCCUGGUGCUCACUGGAGAGACUCAGGAGCGGGAACGAAUUCUCUACCAGUUUUCCAAACGCUUCCAUUACUGCAAUCCUGGAGCCUUCCCCUCAGUAGAUUCUGUACACACUUUGACCUGUGCAAUCAUGCUCCUUAACACAGACCUACAUGGACAGAACAUUGGAAAGAGCAUGAGCUGUCAGGAAUUUGUGACCAACCUGAAUGGCCUGCAGGAUGGUGGGAACUUCCCCAAAGAGCUGCUGAAGGCCCUCUACUGGUCAAUCCGCAGUGAGAAGCUCGAGUGGGCUGUAGAUGAAGAAAAUGCGGCCAGACCCGAGAAGGACCAGCCCUCUCCCUCAGCUGGCAAGAUAAGCAGCCCCUUCCUGCAGAUGGCUCAGGACCCCACGAUGCCCACCUAUAAACAGGGCAUCCUGGCUCGGAAGAUGCAUCAUGAUGCUGAUGGCAAGAAGACGCCAUGGGGCAAACGAGGCUGGAAGAUGUUUCACACCUUACUGAGAGGGAUGGUCCUCUACUUCCUAAAGGGAGAGGGCCAAUGGCUGGAUGGAGACAGUUUGAUAGGACACAUGGUGGAUGAGCCUGUAGGAGUGCACCACUCGCUAGCCAGCCCAGCCACCCACUACACCAAGAAGCCACAUGUCUUCCAGCUUCGGACUGCAGACUGGCGUCUCUACCUCUUCCGUGCUCCCACUGCCAAAGAAAUGGCUUCCUGGAUUGCACGAAUCAACCUAGCGGCUGCCACACACUCAGCACCUCCCUUUCCAGCUGCAGUGGGCUCCCAGCGCAGAUUCGUAAGGCCCAUCCUGCCCAUGAACCCCGCGCAGAGCUCCCUGGAGGAGCAGCAUCGAUCCCACGAGAACUGCCUGGAUGCUGCCUCAGAUGACCUGCUGGAUUUGCAGAGGAACCUGCCAGAGCGACGGGGCCGCAGCCGGGAGCUGGAGGAGUAUCGCUUACGGAAGGAGUAUCUGGAGCACGAGAAAACUCGAUAUGAGACAUAUGUGCAGCUUCUGGUGGCCCGCCUACGCUUCCCUUUGGGGGACUUGGCUCUGUGGGAAGAUCAACUUGGGAAGGAAGCUGACAGUUCUCAGGAGCCCAGGCCGAGCCUGAAGAAGUCCUACUCAAGCCCAUCCCUGCACCAGGAUGAAGCCCCCACCACAGCCAAGGUGAAACGCAACAUCUCAGAGCGCAGAACCUACCGGAAGAUCAUUCCCAAGAGGAACCGCAAUCAGCUGUGAAGCUGUUGCCCUCUCAGACACUGACCACUGCUCUGGCGUGGACCUGAGAUGCAAUCCUAUAUAUCUGGACCAUGGUGAUGAUGGUCCAGAUAUGAGAUGAGGCAUCUCUGCUUCUGUGCUGAAGGAUGGGGCUCGUUUCCCUGUGUCUCCAUUCCCUGGCUUUUUAGAACUGCCCCAAUCUUGCCAUACGUGCUCACUGUCCCCCAUGGCAGUUCCUCCAUCACCCUAACCCUGACCAUUCAAGAGCAAGGUUGAGUGAGGCCUUGACUCCAUUUGUGGGGUUUGUCCCAUGUGCCCUCUCUCCUCUAAAACACAGGGCCUGGGUUUCUGGGAGGUAACUUGAGGCAGUCUAGCCAGGACUGUUCACUGGGAACAAUCUUUGGUCCCAGAAGCAUAGGGCAGGACCUCUUGGGAAUUCCUAAGCAGCAUCUUGUGACACAGGAAGCAGGGUUACUCUAGCGCUGCCCAGUAAAGGACAGCCUUCUAAUAGUCUUUGGCAGGUUCAGGGCUCAGGGAUGCCGUGGGUCUUCUGAUCCUCUGGCUGCUUUAUCCUGCGAUCAGCCAGUGCCCCUCCCAGCAGUACGUGAGAAGGCUGCAUGCCUAAGUGUUAAUCAACAGCAGAGUAUGUGGCCUGAACCAGGGUCAAUAGGAGUGGGGGCCUCUAGAGCUUUAUGGAGAACUCUUGGAACAAGGAGCCUUUGUUCCCUGAGAGUAAUGAGGGUAACUUUUCUAGGGUAGACCACUGUGGAAGGAGGGGGGUGGAGGUGGUGACAAUUCUCCUGGGGAAUCUGCCUGGCAGUGGAAGUGGAGAUUGGAGCCCUGGGUUUUCACUGCUUUCUGUAGCCACCCCCAUCGUGCCUCCAUCCUCAGUACCCCUCAAAGCUGCAUUCCAAAGGGUUGUCAGGACCUAUUUCUCAUUCCCAGGGCAGCUCCCAGGCCUUUGCUGCCCUGCCUUAGGAAAUCCCCUUGUACUUCUUUUUGGCUUCUUCCCAGGCAUGCCUAUUCUCCAGGGGAGGUUCUGGAGACUCAGGAACUUAGGCUGUGCCUGUGAGGAGGAGGCUGGCCUGGGGGAGCAGCCACAUUGUCUCUGUUCAGCCAUGUGUGCAAAGAGGUUUCUAGCCAGCUGGGAGCCUCUGCUGCUCACCCCUCAGCUGACACGUUGCCUCUCUUGCCUUCCUGCUGAGCCACACACCCUCCUUUCCAAUAAUGCUUGCAUCAACUCUAAGGGUUUAGAGCUCCACAAAGUGGAGCUGGUCCUUAGGGCCAGGGAACUCUCUGGCCAGGGCCUGAGGCUGGCUCUUGCACCCAAUGGGUGUGCAAUAAAUAGAACCUACCAAAAGAAGCGUGCAUGUAAGUGUGUAAGGGUGUGUGUGUGUGUGUGUGUGUGUGUGUGUGUGUGUGUAAGAGGGAGUCAGUCAGGUAGCCACAGCCACCUGCAGUGUGUCAGGCUGUAUCUUCCUUUGCCCCCUUGUGAUAGUAUGUUUGUCUGUGUGUCCUGUAUGUUCCUAUGUGUACCCCAACAUCCAGUUACAAGGUAUUUAAGCUCAGAAACAUUUUUUCAUCCACUUGCUGUGUUUUUUAUUUCACGGAUGUUAUGGGACUCCUUACAUGGCCAGUACUAGGGGAUUUGAAAUGAGCAAAAUGUCCCUGACCUCAUGAAUUGGGAGUCUUGCCCACUGUUUCCAAGCUGUCAGUACUAAGAUACACUUUAUUUUUCGGGGGAAACAUUUAUUCCUACUCCUGCCUCACAACCGGAGAUCUAAUCUGCAGACCUGUCAGGUGGAUAUGUGUACAUGUUUGAAACAAGCAUAUGCUAAACUGAGAUUUAGCAGAAGUUAACAGCCACACAAGAGUCCAACUUGUCUGAUUAUAUUGAGGAGAAAACGUAGCAUGGAUAGAUAUGACAUGGCCAGGGCUGAUGCUUACAAGCUAAGUGGGUGUGACUGAGUUUUUUGACCUCAUUAAACACUUAUCCUAAUGUCUAAUGCCAGAAGGAAAGUUAAAGGUCUGUCCACCGUGU